UCCUUUUACAGGACAAGUCGCUCCUCCCUCACAGAGGACAGGUCAAAGAUGGCGUCGAUUAGGUGUUUUCUUCGCUCCGGGAAGAGUGCCGUUUCGGUGGUCCUGCGUAGAGAGUUCAGCAAGACCUCUCCAGCGGCUGUGCAGGUGAAUGUCCGAGAUGCGCUCAACCAGGCGAUGGACGAGGAACUGGAGAGGGAUGAGAGAGUCUUCCUUCUGGGUGAGGAGGUGGCCCAGUAUGAUGGAGCCUACAAGGUGAGCAGGGGACUGUGGAAGAAAUACGGAGACAAACGAAUCAUCGACACGCCAAUCACAGAGAUGGGCUUUGCAGGCAUUGCCGUUGGUGCGGCAUUCGCUGGGUUGAGGCCAAUCUGUGAGUUCAUGACCUGGAACUUUUCCAUGCAAGCCAUCGACCAGGUGAUCAACUCAGCUGCUAAGACCUACUACAUGUCAGCCGGAGCCCAGCCUGUCCCCAUUGUGUUCCGUGGUCCCAACGGCUCCUCUGCAGGUGUGGCAGCCCAACACUCCCAGUGUUUUGCUGCCUGGUACGGCCACUGCCCCGGCCUCAAAGUAAUCAGUCCCUGGAGCGCUGAGGACGCCAGAGGACUCCUCAAAGCAGCUAUCAGGGACAACAACCCUGUGGUGUUCCUGGAGAAUGAGCUGAUGUAUGGUGUGCCCUUUGACCUGUCUGAGGAGGUUAUGCAUAAAGACUUUGUCUUACCUAUUGGAAAGGCCAAGGUAGAAAGACAAGGAACCCACAUCACUCUCGUGUCACAUUCCCGGUGUGUGGGUUUCUGCCUGGACGCAGCCGCCGUCCUGGCUAAAGAGGGGGUUGAAUGUGAGGUGAGUGUCGUCCUUUAA
Salvelinus namaycush (lake trout) is the source of this 858-nucleotide messenger RNA. RefSeq names its product pyruvate dehydrogenase E1 component subunit beta, mitochondrial-like. NCBI's taxonomy places the organism in Eukaryota, Metazoa, Chordata, Actinopteri, Salmoniformes, Salmonidae. Gene Ontology annotation, molecular function: pyruvate dehydrogenase (acetyl-transferring) activity. Bases 49 to 858 code for a protein of 269 amino acids. The transcript is spliced from 9 exons. The record is from RefSeq and is a predicted model, not a curated record. Gene Ontology annotation, biological process: pyruvate decarboxylation to acetyl-CoA.